ACUUGAAACGAUUUCGCAGUGAUUGCUCAAACAUGAAGGCAAUUAUUUUGCUGAUUUGCGUGAGCACGUUUGCCCUAGCAGACGACCCCGACUACCACUUCUCCGACGACUUCGUCUUCGGCGCCGCCACCGCCGCCUACCAAGUCGAAGGCGGAUGGGACGAAGACGGUAAAGGCGAAAGCAUCUGGGACCGCGGUACCCACGAGCACGCCGACUGGGUAGCCGACAAUUCCAAUGGUGAUGUAGCCUGUGAUUCGUACCACAAGUACAAAGAAGACGUCCAGCUCCUCAAAACCCUGGGUGUUGAUUUUUAUCGCUUCUCCAUCUCUUGGUCGCGCGUUCUACCCACGGGCAAAAUCGACCAAAUCAACCAAGCCGGAAUCGACUACUACAACAACCUGAUCAACGAGCUGUUGGACAAUGGGAUUGAACCCUAUGCAACCAUGUUCCAUUGGGACUUGCCCCAGCCCCUCCAAGACGAAGGAGGGUGGCCCAACAGAGCUACCGCUGACUACUUCGUGGAUUAUGCCAGGGUUUUGUUUGAGAAUUUCGGGGAUAGGGUGAAGCACUGGAUGACUUUCAAUGAGAUUAUGCAGAUUUGUGAAGCUGGGUACUCGGGAGGGAGUUUCGCGCCGUAUAUUAGCAAUCCGGGGAUUGGGGGGUACGAGUGCACCCAUACGGUGCUUUUGGCCCAUGGGAGGACCUACAGGUUGUACGAUAGCGACUUCAGGGCGGACCAGAAGGGACAAAUCGGGCUGGCGAUUGAUUCGUAUUGGCACGAACCCAACUAUCCGGAUAGAGAAACGGACCAACAGGCGGCGGAAGUGGAUAUGGAGCUGAACUAUGGAUGGUUCGUCAAUCCCGUGGUCAAUGGUAACUACCCAGACGUCAUGAUCGAACGCGUGGCUAAAAAUAGCGCCGAUGAAGGGUACCCCCAGUCGCGUCUUCCUGUUUUUACCGACGAAGAACAAGCAAUGUUGAAAGGAACCUUUGACUUCAUUGGUCUUAACCACUACUCUUCGGAUAAGGUCUACUUCGCGGAUGAAGGGGCCGGUGAUCACCCAUCGCACUGGGCUGACACUGGGGUUAUAGGUUACCAAGACGCAUCCUGGCCCGGCUCUGCCUCCAGUUGGCUCAAGGUGGUUCCUUGGGGAAUCAAUAAGAUGUUGGUGUGGAUUAAAGACCACUAUGGAAAUCCUCCGGUUCUCAUCACUGAGAACGGGUUUUCGGAUUAUGGACAACUGGAUGAUUAUGAUAGGGCUAACUAUUAUAAAGAUUACUUGUACGAGAUUCUGAAGGCUAUAAAUGAAGGAGGGUGUAAUGUGGUAGGGUACACCGCUUGGAGUUUGAUGGAUAAUUUCGAAUGGAUGGCGGGAUAUACGCAAAGAUUUGGUAUGCACUACGUCGAUUUUAACGAUCCAGAGAGACCAAGGACUAGGAAGUUGUCGUCUUAUGUGUACAAUAACAUUAUUACGACCAGACACGUGGAUUGGGACUAUUAUCCAGACUGGCCACCAGCGGAAAAAUAGGACAGUUGAUUUGGGGCACUCUUGAGUAUUAUAAUUAUUAAUAAUAGGGAAAAACGAAAAUAAAACUGACACAUUUUA
Molecule: messenger RNA, 1607 nt
Organism: Zophobas morio
Lineage: Eukaryota; Metazoa; Arthropoda; Insecta; Coleoptera; Tenebrionidae
Product: myrosinase 1-like
Exons: 4
Coding region: 33-1529 (498 amino acids)
Biological process (GO): carbohydrate metabolic process
Molecular function (GO): beta-glucosidase activity
Source: RefSeq, a predicted model, not a curated record